Haliotis rufescens (red abalone) is the source of this 996-nucleotide messenger RNA. Its product is annotated as PRKR-interacting protein 1 homolog. Bases 20 to 544 code for a protein of 174 amino acids. Gene Ontology annotation, cellular component: nucleolus. Gene Ontology annotation, molecular function: protein kinase binding; protein kinase inhibitor activity; double-stranded RNA binding. The record is from RefSeq and is a predicted model, not a curated record. The transcript has 6 exons. Lineage: Eukaryota; Metazoa; Mollusca; Gastropoda; Lepetellida; Haliotidae. Gene Ontology annotation, biological process: negative regulation of protein kinase activity.
AAGAGGGCUUAGUUGCAAGAUGGCGUCCAAAAAUGAGGAUAAGGCUGUUGUCAUCGCAAAAACGCCGUCCGAACUUCAAAGAAUGAGACUAGAUAAACUAAUGAAAAAUCCAACGAAAGAAGUCAUCAUUCCUGAUAAAUCUAAGGACUGGAAUCCUCGCGGUCCACAAGAAUUCAUCAGAAAUGUUUGGGGUUCCAGUGCAGGAGCAGGUAGCGGUGACUUCCAUGUCUACCGUGGUGUGAGGAGAAGGGAGUACGCCAGACAGAAGUUUAUCACAGAAAAGGCUAAGAAGGACAAGCAGGACGUGGAGUACGAGAAGAGGGUGGAGGAGAACAGGAAGGCUGCCGAUGAGAGGACAUCCAAGAAGAGGGCGAAAAGGAUGAAAAAGAAAAAACAGAAGACCAAGAAACCAAGGAAGGAGGAGAAGAAAGCCGAGUCUGAAGAAUCUGAGGACGAGAGUGAUGAAGAGCAGGAUGAAGACAAGAACGGACAAGCCGAGGUCCGGGUGGAGAAAGGAGACAAUGAUGAAGAUGUAAAGAGGUGACAGGGAACACCUUGUGUGGAGGCCAGCUACAGAAGAAAAUGCAAUAAAGACACAGGAGAAUCUCAUCCUUGAGGGUCAUUUUCACCUCUGAUCAUAUGUUUAUAUGUUCUGACAAAUAUACCAUUUUGUUGAGGUGAAGUUGACCCUAUCUAUGUAAGGAUGAUAGAAUUUAUGGAAACAAAUGUCUCUCCCUUCAUAUCUGUGAGACGGAGUGAGAACAACAGGCAUCACAGAACAUGAGCAAAGAUCCCUGAGAAGUUUUGGAGCAGGAUAAUGCACUUGCACUGUGGAAUCCUGUUACAGUUAUCAGUUACCUUACUUUUACUCUGACCCAUGAAGAUUCGGGGUAGAACAGGUAUUCAGCAACCAAUGCUUGCCGCAAAUGGCAACUAUGCUUGUCGUAAGAGGCGACUAAUGGGAUCCGGUGGUCAGGUUUGCUGACUUGGUUGAUG